Messenger RNA from Rubroshorea leprosula, 1819 nucleotides. Lineage: Eukaryota; Viridiplantae; Streptophyta; Magnoliopsida; Malvales; Dipterocarpaceae. The record is from the annotation of a GenBank genome assembly.
CCCCACUCAGUCUCUCUCAACCUGCUGUCUUGCACCUUUAUAUAGUACCUCCAGUACAACACAAAUUUUUAUUCAACAGAAGCCAAAAUUUCUCGAUAUCCUUUUGUUCUGGGUAUCUUUCACCUCUAAAUUAGUAAAAAAAAAAAAGUUAUAGAUAUCAGCGUCUGCUUUUUUUUCUUAAUCAUCCUAACAGAAUAGUAACAGAGCAGAAACAGAGCUGUUUUUCAGUUUUCUUUCUCCUUCAGAUAUGGGUCUGUUGUUACUGUUGUUGCUAACGUGUGCGGCGCUUCCUCUUUCUUCUUCAGAUCCGAACGACGAAGUCUGCUUAACCCAGUUAAGUCAAUCCUUCAAAGACCCACUGAAGAAUCUCCAUAACUGGACCAAACCCAACUUCGUUAAUCCCUGCAACGGAUUCACCUCCUAUCUACCUGGUGCCACCUGCAACAAUGGCCGCAUCUACAAGCUUUCUCUGUCUAGUCUCUCUCUCCAGGGUACCAUUUCUCCUUUUCUCUCAAACUGUACCAAUCUUCAGUCCCUUGACCUCUCCUCCAACUCAAUCUCCGGACCCAUCCCCCAAGAAUUGGAAUACUUGGUCAAUCUGGCCGUUCUGAAUCUCUCCUCUAAUCGGCUCGACGGGGAGAUCCCUCAGCAGCUCGCAUUGUGCGCUUACCUAAACGUCAUUGAUCUUCACGACAAUUUGCUUUCCGGGCAGAUUCCUCCUCAAUUGGGUCUCCUCGUACGCCUGUCUGCUUUUGAUGUUUCGUUCAAUAAGCUUUCCGGUCCCAUUCCGGCUUCCUUAGGGAACAGAAGCGGUAAUUUUCCGAGAUUCAAUGCCACCUCUUUUGAAGGGAAUAAAGAUCUUUACGGGUAUCCUCUGCCGCCUAUGAAGCCCAAAGGAUUAUCGGUUUUGACUAUUGUCUUGAUCGGACUCGGAAGUGGGUUUGCCAGUCUGGUGCUCAGUUUCACCGGCGUGUGUAUAUGGUUAAAGAUUACGGAGCAGAAGAUGGCCGCCGAAGAAGCAAAGAUUAGUCAGUUUAUGCCUGAUUAUUGAGCUUAAUUAACACAGAAUUGAAGAUUAUUACGCUCAGAUACUAGGUUUGGGAUUUUCAGGUAUUGUUCCCUUUUUCUUUUUAAAAAAUAUUAGUGAGGUUUGGGGCUAAUCUUAUGGGUUUUGGUUUUUUUUUCUUUUUUUCUCAACCAUUUGGAGCACCUUUUUUCCUUUCUUAUUUUUCUAUAAUAUUUAUUCUCAUCAACAAUCAACCAUGUAUAAACAAAUUCAAAAUCGAAAUAGUGCAGUUUCUAAUUUCUCAAUUCUUAAUUAUUUAUUUUACUGUUUACAGCCUAAAAAAUUUAACAAUUUUGCAAUCCAAACUUCACAACCGUGAAACUAUGACAGGGGCCGCUCCAUCUAAUAAGUAGUUUUGUACAGUGCGGUGCAAUUUAAACAGUACAACACAUUUCUCUCAGAAAAAAAAUCUUCCCAAAUCUUCUUUUCGCUUUUGACUAGUCCUUUCGAGUUUGAGUAGGGUGGAGAACUGAGUGUGUGUGUGUGUGUGUGUGUAUGUUGUGGCCUUGUGGGAAUGAAGACUGAAGAGUUGAGCCGUGGGAAUUUGUCUGCAGGUGGUGCUAAAAAUACAUACAAAAAAGUGGUGGGGACUUGAAACACCCCGGAAUGCACCUUGGUCAUGCAUUUAUGAAAAAUAAAAAAUGUCUCUUACCUACUUAAGCGAUUCUUGUGCUUUCUCUGGUGAGCUGGUAGGGAGACCACAACCAUCACAAGCCACGGAAUCAUCUGCUUCCAUAAAUUCUUUAAAUUUAC